UGCAAAAAAAAACCUCCUCAUCCUCCUAAUGCUUUUAUUCUCUAUCGCCAAGCCAAACAACCAGCAAUAGUUGCUACUAAUAUGAAUAUUUCAAAUAAUGAAGUUUUAAAAAGAGUCGGUGACAUGUGGCAUAAAGAGUCUUUGGAAGUAAAAAUUAAGUUCCAACUUUUGGCUGAUAUUGCCAAAUUAGAGCAUAUGCAAAAAUACCCUGAAUACAAAUACCAACCUCGCCGUCCGCAUGAAAAGAAGAGAAGAACUAAAAGAAAUUGUCAUCUUUCAAUAAAUGAAAUCUCUUCUCGACCAAAUCAAGAACAGAAAACGGGCAUUUGUGAUUUUUCUAAAACAAAGUCAAAAACUAUUCAUGAAAAUCAUUCUCAGCAUGGAGAAAUAAAUUCAGAAAAUAAUAAUGAACUUGUCAAUCAGAAUGUGGACGAAUAUAAUUUCCAGUUAAUAGGCAACAAUCUAAAUUUAUCAAAUGAAAUUUCAGAAAACUCUCAGGAAAUUACAA
Messenger RNA from Dentiscutata erythropus, 508 nucleotides. The record is from the annotation of a GenBank genome assembly. Lineage: Eukaryota; Fungi; Glomeromycota; Glomeromycetes; Diversisporales; Gigasporaceae.